CCUUAAACGAAGACCAAAUAGCACAUUUUUGUUUUCAUCCAUUUUUACGAAAUUGCCAAUUUUGACUUUGUGGCUGAUGUAACCAAUAUCUCUGGCUGUGUGUGUUGUCGGACCUCCGUGGGUGGGACCAAGCGAUACCUCAACAACAAGAUGGAUUAAUCGUGACAAAUUAGGGAAACCCCGUCAUUGACAACGUUCUAUUUACUUGUGGCAAGUUAUUCAGUGAAACACUAUUUAAAUGUCAGUUCUUAGGACAUGAAGGUUGUUGGCACAACAUCAACAAUGCAGCUCUCUCCCACCAACGGAGAUUUUACAUUCGUCUCAUCAACUGAAGCAGAGGAUCUAAGCGGUACUAUUGAUGCCCCAGAUGUUAAAUUGAACAUGGGCUGCGACAAUGCAAAAGACCCAUAUGCAACCACAUUCCUGAGGAAACGAGGCUAUGGCUGGCUACUGGAAGUAGACGAGGAUGACCCAGAAGACAACAAACCUCUUCUGGAGGAGCUGGACAUCGACCUGAAAGACAUCUACUACAAGAUCCGCUGUGUGCUGAUGCCAAUGCCCUCCUUGGGCUUCAACCGGCAGGUUGUGAGGGACAACCCUGACUUCUGGGGUCCUCUGGCUGUAGUGCUCCUGUUCUCCAUGAUCUCCAUCUACGGACAGUUCAGGGUCGUGUCUUGGAUAAUUACCAUUUGGAUAUUCGGAUCUUUAACAAUCUUUCUGCUGGCUCGUGUUCUCGGUGGUGAGGUUUCGUAUGGACAAGUCCUUGGAGUGAUUGGAUACUCUCUACUCCCGCUCAUCGUUAUAGCUCCAUUGCUUUUGGUCAUUGGGGGUUUUGAUGUUGUUUCUACACUAAUAAAGCUUUUUGGUGUAUUCUGGGCUGCUUACAGUGCUGCUUCUCUGCUCGUUGGGAAUGAAUUCAAAACCAAGAAGCCUCUUCUCAUAUACCCUAUUUUCCUUUUGUACAUCUACUUCCUGUCACUAUAUACUGGGGUCUGAUUGGACAAAUGGCUACUGUGGCACUUUGGUUGGAGACUGACACAAAGCACUGUGAAAAGACACACAAGGAUUCAUUUUUUAAACGUCAUUUUCUCCUUCUUCUUUUAACUCUGUUUACAAUCCUAGACUGUGGGGAUAUAAGGAUAUAUGUUACGUCAGUGUAUUUAAAUGUGCCCCUUACCUCUUUGCUCAAUAAAAAGCAGUAGAGUAUGGUCUAAGCGCUGCAUUCAGAUUUAAUUGUAAUUAGAUCCCUGGUUUGCAUUAGCAUCAUAAGAGGACUGUAAUUAUUUAAUCAAGGCGUGAAAUAUGGUUUUGGUAAUCAUAUGGGGGACACAUAGAUUUUUGUUAAUGCGUUUAUUCCAUAGAGGAAGGUGUUGCCAAAUACAGUGCAAAUAUGCUCAAUUAGAACCAAGGGUUUAAGAAAGACGUCAACCCCUAACUGAAGUUCCACCAUUAUUUUCUAAGGUAGUGGGUUUAACAUACUGUUAUGCAUUAUUUAGUUGUCAUUUUAUUCAUCUUUUACAAACCUUCUAUCUUAACUUAUGAAUUUCAGCCUGUGUAGGCCAGUAGAUGGGCAGUUUGAGUGAAAUAAAAGUCUACUAAAGUUGGGUGCCUUUCAUUAGUUGUUUUAUACAGUUGUUUAAUAAUCUUUUAUUGAACUGAUGUAUAUUUUCCGACAACAUGUUUGUAUCGAUUGUAUGUAUACCUACUGUAUAUAGCUUAAUGUGUUGUAGAGGUGUACAUGUUCAUGAACAUGUGAUACAAUUGUGGAAAAUAAUUAGACCUGGAACAAUAGUGAUAUUUAUAAGUAAUUCACAGUGGGGGGGUUAAAAGAUAUCAACAUAAUUGUCCAUAUAACUGUUGUACUGUACUAGAUAUUUUAAAAUACAUUCCCUCUCAUAUGUAAA
Messenger RNA from Coregonus clupeaformis (lake whitefish), 1904 nucleotides. RefSeq names its product protein YIPF4. The transcript has 6 exons. Lineage: Eukaryota; Metazoa; Chordata; Actinopteri; Salmoniformes; Salmonidae. The record is from RefSeq and is a predicted model, not a curated record. Gene Ontology annotation, cellular component: trans-Golgi network; membrane. The coding region runs from base 256 to 996 and encodes 246 amino acids. Gene Ontology annotation, biological process: endoplasmic reticulum to Golgi vesicle-mediated transport; vesicle fusion with Golgi apparatus.